AUGUUAUCAACGUCGGAAGAAGAUUAUCUCUCAUUGAGCGAUAUUAUCAUGCCGCAUGUUUAUAUUCGUUCGUUGCUCAUUUACAAUUAUCAUAUUGUCGAUUUAGAACAAUCGCUCAACGAAUAUCUUCAUCUAUAUUGUCCACAGGCAUUUAAACGUAUUGUCUAUGAUGACAACAACAUGAUGGGUGGACGAAUAAUUGAUUGUGAGGAUGAAGAAGAACGACAAAUGUUCUCGCGCGAAUCGAGACCAAAUGAGAGUAUAUCCAAGUAUCUCGAUGAUGAUUCUCUUGUCGAAGAUGUAUUUCCAUAUGGUAUGAUACCAACAGACUCGUCGCCUCUUAUCUUCAUACACCAGAUUAAUCUGCAGGAUGGAACUCUAUUGGCAAUCGGUUGUCAUCACUAUCUGUCCGAUGGUCACGGAUUCAGCACAUUGGGUCAACGGUUUUCAUUGUGGCUCAAAGAGAAAACAUCGUCAUUAUUCGAUCAUGAUCGAUCUAAACUGAAACGUCUCGCUGCUUCGUCCUCGAUUGAAUUUGAUCAUCCCGAAAUGAGUAUCAUCGAGCCUGUCUAUCCUUUAUCAAAUCUAUUUCCAAUGGAGACAAUCGUCAAACGUUAUACGAAAAAAUAUUUAUUCGACAAACUCAACAUAACGAAUAAGAAUGGGAUUGUUUCAAUGAAUGAUGUUAUUGUUGCAUGGUUAACUCAAAUGAUAAGUCAAAUUCGUCGUGUACCUAGCCAGUCAACCGUCAAAGUCGGUAUGGCCAUGAGCGGACGAACUCUGUUGCCUGGCAUUGACGCUAACUAUUUUGGCAAUUGCAGUUUCUAUCUGUGUCUCUCAUUUUCGAUGUCCGAUCUAGAUGAUCUCACCGUUGACGAGUUAGCUCAACGGAUCAACAUUGAAAAGCGAAAGCCGAUGAGACGUGAAUACAUUCAAUCAGCAUUGGCUUACAUCGACAAACAUUAUCGUACGUCGACUAUCCAUUUAGGUUGGCAAGCGAUUGGAGGUUACGAUCUGUCAUUUAGCAAUUGGACGAGAUUCCCUCUUUACAAAUGUGAUUUUGGUCAAGGCGAGGCGAAACAUUUUAAAUUGUCUCCAAUUAAAUCCGAUGGUCUUAUUUACAUUUUACCAACACCGAACAAUGACCAAAUUGAACUCUACAUUGCAUUACAACACGAACAUGCACAAUUACUUUUAAGUAAACUCAUUUAA
Molecule: messenger RNA, 1212 nt
Organism: Didymodactylos carnosus
Lineage: Eukaryota; Metazoa; Rotifera; Eurotatoria; Philodinida; Philodinidae
Source: the annotation of a GenBank genome assembly